GAGAUGGUGAGGAACAAAGAGAGUCAGAAACACUAAUAAAGACAGACAGAGCCUUAUUCACUUUUCAAAGAUUUACGCAGCAGCAUCUGACAAAGACAUACGUGGUUGACCAUAAAAGCCCAGAGAGUCCAGAUCUUUUAUAUUAUAAAAAAAACACAGUGGUAUAGCUCAAAAUGAAGACCUGAAGAUUUGUUUUUGAAAACCUACUGGGACAAACACAUCUCUACGAAAUAUGGCUUCAUAUAGAAACCAAGCACUGAUCUCAGUGACGAUAAUCGCUUCGAUGUUUCAGUUCAGCAUGAGCUACAGUUUCAGGAAUUGCAUAGAAAGUCCCGGCUCAAACCAUACAACCUUCAAAUGCACUAAACGCCAAGCUCUGACAGUUACUGCCAUCGUGGGCGAUAUACCACUUUCUGCAACAAACAUUUCGAUCUCUUACUGCAAACUUGUGAAAAUUCCUCCACAAAGCUUCAGUCACCUGCCAAAGCUCAGUGUUCUGCAACUAAACAACAAUCACAUAAGGAAUAUUGACAAAGAUGCCUUUGCUAAUCUACAAUAUCUUCACACACUGAACCUGUCCAGCAAUGACAUAGUUUAUCUCAAUUCUUCCAUUUUCCAUGACCUCCGGAACCUCAGCACUUUGAUCCUGGCUGACAACAGACUGACAAAUAUAUCUUCUGACUUAUUUUCUAGUUUGUCUAAAUUAGAGAUUCUGGACCUACGUAGGAACAGGGUAAUGGAUUUCUCAGCAGUGGUGCACUCCAUAUCAAACCUGAAAGGGCUGAAGACCCUGGACAUUUCCUUUAACAGACUUAGCACUUUGCUACACUCAGCCAGCCUGCCACAGUCACUUUCCCAUCUUUAUCUUGGUAAUAACAUGCUGACCACACUGAAAUGCAGGAAUGAUUUUCUCAGUAGCGUCAAAGUGCUGGAUCUCUCUUAUAAUAGAGGUCUUUCAGCCCAGGCUUUCUUUGGUCUGAACCUGAGCAGUUUGACAUACCUGUGCCUGCAUUCCACCAGCAUUUCAAUAAUAACGCUCCUUAAUCGUACUAAUGUGAUGCCUUGGCACGUAGACUUCUCAGGUUUGGGAUUAACAGAGCCCCAAAUGCUAGUUUCAUUGUGUAAACAACUGUCAUACUAUUCAAAUGAAAAUAUUGAAAAAAUGCUCCUUCAGAGCAAUGAUCUAAAAGUUCUGAAUAAUAAGACAUUAUCUGACUGCCCCCCUAUCACUCAUGUUUUGGACCUUUCAUCCAAUCAGCUGAAGAGCAUAAGCUGUUUGCAAUUCCUUGAAGGACAAAAUCAUCUUGUGAAACUCAGAGUUGAACAUAACCACCUUACCCAUCUAAUAAGUUGCAAAAAUCACACAAGAUUUCUCCACUUGAAAGAACUAAGCUACCGCUACAAUCGCAUUCUUGAAGUGAAUUCCUUUGCCUUCAGUCAUACACCAAAUCUGACAACUCUUCAACUGAAUAUAAACAUAAUUGCCUACUUGGAUCGCAAAGCACUGAAUGGACUUAAAGACCUUGUUACACUCCGCCUGGACAACAAUCUUCUGACUGAUCUCUAUAAUGAUAGCUUUAAGGACCUUCACAGUCUUCGGACACUUAACUUACGCAAUAACCAAAUUUCUGUCAUAUUCAACAACACCUUCUACUCCCUCAGUAAGCUGAGCAUUUUAGAUUUGGGUGGGAACAAGAUAACACAUUUAAUGCCCCUAGCAUUUGAAGGGCUGGACAGCUUGAAUAAUCUUUACUUAGACCGCAAUCAUCUAGCUGAAAUUGACGGUCACCUGAUUGGAAGCCUGCAUCGCACACUGCAAGUGCUAGAUUUACAUGGCAAUUUCAUCCAUUACUUUACAGAACACGUAUACUCCCCAUUUGUAACGCUAACAAAGCUGACUGACUUAAAGUUAGAUGGACAGAUGCCAUAUGGCAUAACCUUAUUACCUCAUGCAUUCUUUCGUGGUCUCACUUCCCUGAAAAGUCUUUACCUCAGCAACAAUCAUAUCUCUUCUCUCAGCACUGACACAUUUGAUGACCUAAGAAACCUAAAGUUCUUAACAUUAGAUGAUUCAUGUGUUGGAGUGACCCAACUCAAGCCAGGAGUUUUCAAAAACCUUCACAAGCUGGAGAUAUUAAUGGUUGAGAACAUGGGCAUUGAGUCAUUCUCAAAAGAGGUGUUUGGUAAUCUCACAGGACUGAAAGUAUUACAUCUUAACCGCAAUGCCAUGCAGACUUUGGAUGUGGACUUGCUGGAAAAUCUGACUAAUCUACAGUAUCUAGAUGUUAGAAAUACACCUCUCAGUUGCAACUGUCCCAAUAGUGAGCUCCAAAAUUGGACAAAAAACAACCAAAGAGUACAGUUUAUAUAUCUUUACAACCUGACCUGUCCGGAUGUCAAAGGGUCAAACUUUUACAACUUUGACACCCAUGUAUGUUCAGAUUUUGGAGUGUACUGGUUUGCCUCCACUUAUAUUGUAACAUUGCUAGUAACAUUACUUCCACUACUUUAUAUCAAGCUCUACUGGAAAUUUAAAUAUGGCUACUACGUCUUCUGCUCUUGGUUUGGUGAGCAGUGGCGUCGCCUUCGGGAAGAGGAAGAGAAAUGCACGUAUGACGCUUUCAUCUCCUACAACUCGGCAGAUGAGGAAUGGGUGAUGGAGCAGCUUCUCCCAAACCUUGAAGGGAGUGGGUUCCGACUUUGCCUCCACCACCGGGACUUUGAGCCAGGCCGCAACAUAGUCGACAACAUUGUGGCAGCAGUCUACAAUAGCCGCAAGACGGUGUGUGUGGUCAGCCACAACUUCCUCCGCAGUGAGUGGUGCUCCCUGGAGAUACAACUGGCCAGCUACCGUCUUUUUGAUGAGAUGCAGGAUGUGCUCUUACUUGUCUUUUUGGAGUACAUCCAUGAGCGACAGCUCUCUGCCUAUCACCGUAUGAGAAAGGUUAUGUUGAAAAAGACUUAUCUACAGUGGCCAGGACCGGACUGCACAGAUCCCGUCAAGUCACAGGAGCUGUUCUGGAAGCAGCUUAAGAGAGCUUUAAGGAGCAGCAACAGUAGAUGCCAAGACGAAGAACAGAUGGAGGAGAAUGUUCAGAAUGGGCAGCGGAAAGGUGAAGCAAGGGCAGAGGAAAGAGAAUAUUUCAUGAACCAGGCACAAAUGGAUGAUGAGCCAUAUUAUCUAAUGCCCUAAC
Molecule: messenger RNA, 3194 nt
Organism: Pangasianodon hypophthalmus (striped catfish)
Lineage: Eukaryota; Metazoa; Chordata; Actinopteri; Siluriformes; Pangasiidae
Gene: tlr21
Product: toll-like receptor 21
Exons: 2
Coding region: 233-3193 (986 amino acids)
Biological process (GO): inflammatory response; toll-like receptor signaling pathway; immune response
Cellular component (GO): membrane
Molecular function (GO): protein binding; transmembrane signaling receptor activity
Source: RefSeq, a predicted model, not a curated record